CCGUCAUCCCCGUCGAAAUUUUUUUGAACGUUCCAUACCGUUGAUGCCAGAAUGAUUAUUUUUAACAACUUCUGCAGGUCAAUUAAAAUAAAACAAAAUGAAUUUGCAAUAUAUAGGCUAAUAAUACUCAAAUUUUAAUCAUUAUUUUAUGUUCAAUAAAGCAUACUUCUACUAUCAAAUUUUUUCUUCCUAAGUUUCUUGGUACCCAAAUUUUUUCUUCCUAAGUUUCUUGGACUUCAACCGAAAUAGUAAAAACGAUUAAUCAAUGCAUUUUUAAAGUUAUAAUAGUGAAAUACAUUACUCGGUAAUAUCAUGUACCUUGCAUACUUUUGCAUCAUUAUUUAUGAACAAUUAUAAUAGCUAAAUUAUGACUCGCCAGCAUCACUGCUUUACAGUGAAAAGUAACCUCGUUGUAUUUUCUACGUGACGAUUGCGUUAUCGGAUUCAGCCAAUCAGCAGCCGGUUCAAAUUGGUUGAAUGUAACGGUGACCAGCUGUCACGUCUCGUCUUAGGUCGCGUCUUGUCUUAGAUUUUAAUAACCGUUGGUUAAAUUUGCUCGUUGGUAUAUUUAUAAGGGCAUCUUCAGCGGUGGUCUAUUUUUGAAACAACUUUAUACUAGAUUUACACCAGCGAAACCUGAAUAGAACCAGUUAAUAUACAAACUUAAAUUAUCUCGGCGAACUUCCCAACAACCGAUGGAGCUCGGCGAAUUUUUUAUAUUUCGCCAAUAUAUUAGCAUAUUUAAUUAGCAAUAUAUUAGCAAUAUAUUUCGACGAACAUUCAGCAAAUACAUCGAUCUACCGUAAACCAGCAGGUAUUAAAUUUCGUUUGCCGAAGUUCUUGAAAAUUCUGCCGAAAACUUGCAGAACAUUUCGCUGAAUUUAUCAGCUGUUGAGUUCUCGGCAAUAAAAUCUAAGUGUGUAGACCAACUUUUCGUUCUCCGCACCGGUGUUGUAUAUCUUGUUGUUUUUUUUCUUGUUGCUGACUUUUGUCACACUCACCUUCAUUCUUGUUUACGUUCGUAUCCAACAUUCGUACGAAAGUAUGGAUUCGAAUGAGUUCGAAAAUGCCAUUCUUGUUUACGUACAAAGGCCAUACGAAUCCAUUCGUAUCGCAUACGAAUGCGAUACGUAUACGAAAAAGGUGGAUGUCUAUGCAAAAAAGGUUGAUGUCUAGACUUAAGGGUUAGAAAAAGUUUAAACGUCAGGAGAGAAAUGUCAAGUGUGUCAAGCCGAUUGAGCGAGGCUUCUGACGGCAAACAGUUUUUCACUGAAUGAAAAUUUAAUAUUUUUUUUUUUAUUAUAAUUUGCAUAAUAAAAAUACUUUGUUCUUGAAAAUAUCGUCGGUAAACGUAAGCAUAAAACACAAGAAAAUUCCGGCUACUCAAAAUUACCUUUCCAGGAAUGAAAUUUGCAAGCGAAAUAUGAAAAUGGAACCAAAUUUGGUGCAAAAACAUAAGAUCGUCAUGGGCCUGCGUGAAGCAAUAAAACUUAAACUAUUUACAUUUUUUGUGCAGUUUGGGUUGUGUUUUGAAGGAAGUUGAUUCUGCUUAAUUCUAGUAAAUAUUUGUAAUAAUUAGACGUGUGGUCAGGAGAGAGCCGAUAGACUCAAACUGUGAUUUGGCAGGAGUGAUAGUUUUUUCUCAUAUAGGAGACUGAUAAGCAUGGUUGAUAAGAAAAUCAUCAUGGUCUACAAGCGGCCUGAAGAGCAGUUUUUUUUUUGUUACAGAACCUACAGUCGACGACGUUCUUCAUCUACAUUCAGGUCCCGAUCGCAAUCUCGACGUCGCACAACGUGUGACUUAAGACCCAACAGUAGUGAUGGGCUCUGGCUACAUCUGGAAUUGAUUACGACAAUUAAAGUUUGGUCCUCAAUGGAUAAAGAUAUGACUCGUUUCGAUCGGGAGGCAGCCACCAAUCUCAUAGAACGCAACGCAGUGAUGCUGGAAGAAGCCAAGGACACCAUUACGGCGCCGGCCUCGUUUAUGAUACGAAUGCUGGCGUGUAUUCAUUCGCUACGGAAUCGCCGCAGUGCGACCCAAGCCGCUGCGGCAGGCAAUGAUAGUGAAAGUGAUAAUGCCCCACGGGAGGGCAACAAUAACAAUGACGAUAUGACGGCGGCGACCUAUCCCAGAACCGACUCGUCGUCCGACGGUAGAUCGCCGAAACACUAUCUUCAGUUUUAGGUUAAGAACGGGAAAUGUGUUAUUACACACGCUUGAGGAACCUCUAAUUUUUAAAACUGCCUCGCCCUCGCAACUCCGCAGGGGAAAGUGAAAUCUAAACUGAUUCGCUUAUAUAAUGGUUUGUGUAUUAAAAUUUCAGGCGACAGCGUAGGCAAGAAUGAUGUGAUUUUGUUGUAUAAAUAUUUUUAUAAAUAAAAACCAAUAAUAGCCAAAUGUAACUAGUGUUAAGUUUUAGCAAUUUCAUGUCUUGCGUAAAUUUGGGUUCCAUUAAGCUUUCUUUAGAUUUUAUUUCAUAUUGUAUGAGAAUUGUUGGACUUCAAAUGGUGAGUUGACAACCUCGAAGGAGCGGAAGCUGCGGGCCUCAUAAGUUUUUGUUGUCAAUACGACAACAGCUAAGUGCGAGGACGCUACGCGAUCACUUGAGCGUUAACCAUAUUUCAGCGACAGAAGAAAUGCUUCGACAACCCGAGCGGCUGUUCAAUAAGAUAGUGCGACUCAAAACAGCGUCUGUUCCCCUUGUUAAGGGUGGUUGAUCCAGUGUGAAACACGGGAUUGGUGAAAGCUUUACGUGCAGUAGUCGUAAAAAUCUUUUGUACAGGAAGCAACAAAUGUAAAUACAGACCGGAACCGGAACGAAAAUGGACUAACGAUUGGAAACUCGGAUCUGUUGGGCAAAUCAGACAUUGUACAACAAGUAAAACCGCGAUUUAUCGUGAGCAAUGUGUUAGUUAGACUUAGUUUAAUUGCACAUGUAAUAAAAAAUGACAAAAUAUUGUAUCAGCAGGCAUCAGACAAUUUUUGGGAUAGACGGUGUUGGUUUGCUCUCAAGGUAGACCGGAAUAGGGCAGAAGUUUAAUCGAUUCGACUCGUCCAUGUAUUUCAAAUGAGGCAUGUUGCUCUUCGAAGCUUCUGUAAUACAGCCCAAUGUGAGAAUUUUCGUCAUGUA
Molecule: messenger RNA, 3131 nt
Organism: Wyeomyia smithii (pitcher-plant mosquito)
Lineage: Eukaryota; Metazoa; Arthropoda; Insecta; Diptera; Culicidae
Product: DDB1- and CUL4-associated factor 6-like
Exons: 3
Coding region: 1664-2185 (173 amino acids)
Source: RefSeq, a predicted model, not a curated record